Messenger RNA from Saprolegnia diclina VS20, 1839 nucleotides. RefSeq lists its product as hypothetical. Gene Ontology annotation, molecular function: hydrolase activity. The coding region runs from base 148 to 1755 and encodes 535 amino acids. The transcript has a single exon. Gene Ontology annotation, biological process: nucleotide catabolic process. The record is from RefSeq and is a predicted model, not a curated record. NCBI's taxonomy places the organism in Eukaryota, Oomycota, Saprolegniomycetes, Saprolegniales, Saprolegniaceae.
GCGACGCCAAACCAAGACUGCAGUAACCCUGGCCACGCAAAACUCGGGGUAGGGUUCCCAGUGCACUUGCCGUUGUGGCGACCGACCCUAUCACGGCGUGAAGUGCGAGCUUCAAUUUCAUUUUCCAAUUGGAUCCAACCCGCUCCCAUGGUAGCGACAAUCCCCAAGCUCGUGCUUCUCCUCGGUGUCUCUGCGACGGCCGUCGUCGGCGACUGCGGCACGGCACGCGCGCCCACGGCCCGCUUCCAAGUGCUCUCGUACAACGACGUGUACGAGAUGCAGAACGAGACCGACGCCUCGCAGUAUGGCGUCCUCGUCGGCGGCCCCUCGCGUGUCAUCCCCAUCGCACAGAAGCUUCGCAAGAACUUUGACAACAGUUUGGUCAUCUUUGCGGGCGACACCAUGUCGCCGUCGCUCUGGUCCGGCCAGUUCAAGGGUAUCCAGAUGGUCGAGGCCCACAACGCGCUCAGUGUCGACUUUGCGUGCCUCGGCAACCACGAGUUUGACUUUGGCAUCGACGCGUUCCUCAACGUCUCGGCCGCCUCCAAGUUUCCUUGGCUCAACGUCAACGCGUACGAGAAGUCGACCGGCCAACUUCUCCGCGGCACCAAACCGUAUGCGGUCAAGGUGCUCAACUCGCCGACGAUGGGGACGAUCAAGAUCGGCGCCUUUGGUGUCAUGUACGAUAUGCAGGACGCGACCACGGGCAUGUACUGGAUGGACCCGGUGAACGCGUCGAUCCCGGUCGUCAAGACGCUCCGUGAGGUCGAGAAGGUCGACAUGGUGAUUGCGCUCACGCACCAGUUUCUCGACGACGACAACCGCUUCUCGCAGCUGGUCAAGGGCGUCGACAUGAUUUACGGCGGCCACGACCACUCGGCGAUGCUCCAGACCAACUUUGGCACGCCGUACCUCAAGUCGGACCUCAACUUCCGCAGCAUUUGGGUCUCCGACAUCAAGUACUAUGCGCCGUUCCAGUCGGAUCCAAAGACGUUGAACAAAGCGUUCACCAAAAUGAGCCACAAGAACCUCGCGAUCACGAACGAGAUGCCGUCCGACCCGGCGUUUGACGAGAUCAUCAAGUCGUACGACGCCAAGAUCAACGUGCUCUUCAAGCGCAAUGUCGGCUCGCUCUGCGCCGAAACCGACUUGACCGCCAAGCUUCUGCGCCAAUCCGAAGCGCCGAUCGGCAACUUCUUUGCCGAUGCAUUCAAGGACUACUACAAAAAGGUGGCGGUCGAUGUCGGCUACAUGAACGCCGGCGGUAUCCGCACAGACAAGAAGUGGUCGGCCGGUCCAUUCUCGCUCGGGGACCUCAUCUCGUGGUCGCCGUUUGGCAAUAUGAUUGCGGUCAUCGCGACCGACGGCGCUAGCUUCAAGAAGUUUCUGGGCACCCAGCUCGCGCAGACGUGCGACAAGGGCAACAACCUCAUGCUCAACGGCUUUUACCCGCAGAUCGCCGGCGUCAAGGUCUCGUACAAGUGCAGCGGCGAAAAGGCGGGCGCGAUCACAAGCCUCCAGUGGGACGGCGAAGUCAACGGCAAGUCGGGCGACAUCAAGGAUUCGGACGCGUUCAACGUUGCCCUCUCGACGUACAUGAAGGACCUCUUUGACCAGUUUGUCGGCAAGCCGGCCAAGUACCUCGUCGAUGCCGCCGAAGCGACGCGCAUCGACCUCGUCCUCGAGACGUACACGAAAAAGCAAGACGGCAGCGUGUGCCCCAAGCUGGGCGGCCGCAGUACGAUCUCGUUCUAACUCGGGUCGCACGGUGCAUCGAACGACACUCGUCGGGGAGGAAGCCGCCGAGAUCCUAACAAAAUCACAGCAUUUUUGUAUCAA